Molecule: messenger RNA, 3916 nt
Organism: Lycium barbarum (goji berry)
Lineage: Eukaryota; Viridiplantae; Streptophyta; Magnoliopsida; Solanales; Solanaceae
Product: FAM10 family protein At4g22670-like
Exons: 11
Coding region: 2255-3574 (439 amino acids)
Molecular function (GO): Hsp70 protein binding; protein dimerization activity
Source: RefSeq, a predicted model, not a curated record
UUAACGGAUGAGUGGAAAUAUAGCUAGUUUUAACGGACGAAGGCUAUAGUUUUGAGGGGUAAAUAUAGCUAGUUUUAACUUACAAGGGGUAAAUAUAGCUAGUUUUAACAGUUGAGGGGUAAAUAUAGUUAGGUGAGGGGUAAAUAUAGCUAGUUUUAACAGUGAGGGGUAAAUAUAGUUAGGUGAGGGGUAAAUAUAGCUAAUGUUUAACAGCUCAACAGUAAAUAUAGCUAGUUUUAACAGUGAGGGGUAAAUAUAGCUAGUUUUAACUGUUGAAGGGUAAAUAUAGCUAGUUUUUAACAGGUGAGGGGUAAAUAUAGUUAGGUUAGGGGUAAAUAUAGCUAGUUUUAACAGUGAGGGGUAAAAAUAUAGUUAGUUUUAACGGACGAAGGGUAAAUGUAGCUAGUUUUAACCGGUGAGGGGUAAAUAUAACUAGUUUUUAACCGUGAAGGGUAAAUAUAACUAGUUUUAACUGUUGAAGGGUAAACAUAGCUAGUUUUUACCGGGAGAAGAAGGGAAAAUAUAGCUAGUUUUAACAGGUGAGGGGUAAAUAUAGUUAGUUUUAACAGCUAAGGGGCAAAUAUAACUAGUUUUAACAGGUGAAGGGUAAAUAUAGCUAGUUUUUAACACGUGAAGGGUAAAUAUAGCUAGUUUUAACCGUUGAAGGGUAAAUAUUGCUAGUUUUUAAUAGGUGAAGGGUAAAUAUAGCUAGUGUUAACAGGCGAGGGGUAAAUAUAGUUAGGUGAGGAGCAAAUAUAGUUAGUUUUAACGGACGAAGGUAAAUGUAGCUAGUUUUAACCGGUGAGGGGUAAAUAUAGCUAGUUUUUAACCGGUGAAGGGUAAAUAUAACUAGUUUUAACUGUUGAAGGGUAAACAUAGCUAGUUUUUACCAGGAGAAAAAGGGAAAAUAUAGCUAGUUUUAACAGGUGAGGGGUAAAUAUAGUUAGUUUUAACAGCUAAGGGGCAAAUAUAACUAGUUUUAACAGGUGAAGGGUAAAUAUAUAGAUCUAAAGUAUGACUGUAGGGGUAUAUGCAAUAACGGAGAGUAAAUAUAGCUUAUUUUCGAUUGCAGAUGUGUAAAUAUAGCUUAUUUUUUACAGUAGAUAGGUAAAUAUAGCUUAUUUUUGACAGUAGAUGGACAAAUAUAACUUAUCAGAGGGGCAAAUAUAGCUUAUUUUUUAUAGUAGAGGGGCACAUAUAUGAUCCUUUUUCUUGUAUUACUAGUAGGGUGUCAAUGGUUUUCAAAAAACCGACGUAACCGACCGAACCAUACUGUACCGAACCGAUUUUAGGUUUCCUUUAAUAAAACCGACGGUUUUUAUAAAAAUUUAUAACCGUACCGAAUAAUUGGGUUGGUUUUUAAUUUUAUAAAAAUAAAUCGAAAAAAUACCGAACCGUACCGAAUAAAGUUAUAUGUGUUAUAUUAGAUUUAUAUACAAUAAAUAUUAAAAUUUUCUUCUUGGGUUCGGGAUGAUGAAAUAAUUAACACCUAAAGUUCCAACUCUGAAACCUAUUAUACUACCCCUAUUGAAAUUAAAUUAGUUCUAGCGUCUCGAAUAGUAACUAGCUUGCAAGCUACAAGGUAUUCCGACGAUUUUCGAUAGAAAGUUACAAAGUAUUAGAUAUUUUUCCUCUCAUAUGAUUUUAAAUUUCUCUUAUUGGAUACUUAAUCUUAGUAGUCUCAGUUCUUGAGUCCCAUCCUGAUUGAUUUUUGCCCCCUCGUGCGAUAUAAAUUAUACUUUUUGUCUUUGCUUACCACUAUUUUACACUACCGCAAAAUAGUGAGAUGAAUCUUUAUUCUUGUCGUCUUUCAUGUUUUCUUGAUUCAUCACCUUUUAAACAGUAAAAAUAUCUAGAACUUUUGCCAAAGUCCUACUGAAGUAUGCAUGAUAUCGUGUCUUUAACUUUUACUAGUGACUAUGACAUGAUGUUGUUUUGUUUUAAAAAAAUCGAAAAUUAACCGAACCGUACCGAUAUUGAAGGGAAACCGAGAUGAUGGGACGGUUUCGGAAAGUCUAAUUUUGAUUCUACAAAGUGAAAUAACCGAAAAACUGGUACGAUAUAAAUUUUAUAAAAUAAACGCCCGAACCGUACCAUUGACACCCUAUUUACUACUACAAGUUUCUAGAGCACCGUUCCACAGUCCGCUAGUAAACCUUAGUAGUAGCACUAAUUGAAUUAGCCAUCAAAAGCAAAGUUCUUCGAUCUCUGUAUUUCAAUCUUCAAAUUUCUUAGUUAUUGAAUUAAAAAAGGUAUGGAGGCAUCGAAUUUGAAUGAACUGAAGCAAUUUGUCGAACAGUGCAAGUCUGAUCCUUCAAUUCUCUCAGAUCCUUCUCUUUCCUUCUUCACUGAAUACAUUCAAAGUCUUGGUGGUAAGCUUCCUACGACGGCCGAUGAACACAAAGCGAAGUCUUACGUGGUGGAUGAGAGUGAUGAGGAAAUGGGUGACCCUGAGAAUGAGGAUCAUAAAAAAGGGUCUGCUGAAGAAGAAGAGGAGCCUGAGAUAAUUGAAUCCGAUAUCGAACUUGAUGAGAGCGACAUCAUGGACCCUGACAAUGAUGAGCCACAACAGAUGGGAGACCCUUCUGUGGAGGUUACAGAGGAAAGCCGUGAUGCUUCUCAAGAGGUCAAGUCUCAGGCCAUGGAAGCGAUUUCUGAAGGUAAGCUAGAAGAUGCAAGUGAACUUCUGACAAAGGCGAUUCUCCUCAACCCUAGAUCAGCAAUUAUGUAUGCAACCAGAGCCACUGUGUACAUCAAAAUGAAGAAGCCAAAUGCAGCCAUACGAGAUGCAAAUGCAGCCUUAGAGAUCAACCCAGAUUCAGCUAAAGGAUAUAAAUCACGUGGCAUUGCACGAGCCAUGCUUGGACAAUGGGGCGAUGCUGCCAAGGAUCUUCACGUGGCUUCCAAGCUAGACUUUGAUGAGGAAAUAAAUGCUGUGCUUAAGAAGGUUGAGCCUAAUGCACGUAAAAUUGAAGAGCACCAGAAGAAGUAUGAUAGGCUGCGUAAAGAACGAGAAGAUAGAAAGAUUGAGCGUGAGAGACAGCGAAGAAAGGCUGAAGCUCAGGCUGCUUAUGAGAAGGCCAAGAAGCAAGAAGAAUCAUCAUCAAGGAGAGCUGGCGGCAUGCCCGGGGGCUUCCCUGGUGGCAUGCCCGGGGGCUUCCCUGGUGCCAUGCCCGGGGGCUUCCCUGGUGCCAUGCCCGGGGGCUUCCCUGGUGCCAUGCCCGGGGGCUUCCCUGGUGCCAUGCCCGGGGGCUUCUCUGGUGGGAUGCCCGGUGGCUCUCCAGGAGGCAUGCCCGGAGGAGGCUCCCCUGGGGGAAUGCCCGGAGGAGGCUCUCCUGGGGGAAUGCCCGGAGGAGGCUCUCCUGGAGGCAUGCCCGGAGGGAUGCCUGGUAAUAUUGACUACAGCAAAAUACUGAAUGACCCUGAAUUAAUGGCAGCAUUCCAGGAUCCAGAAGUCAUGGCUGCCCUACAAGAUGUGAUGAAGAACCCGGCUAAUCUAGCGAAGCAUCAAGCAAAUCCCAAGGUUGCUCCUAUUAUCGCAAAGAUGAUGGGCAAAUUUGCUGGACCAAAGUGAGAGUUCCGUCUUUUAUGAGUUUAUGGACCCGAUGCUGUGAUUUGGUUGUCGACGUAUAUCAUCAAGCACGGGUUCACUAGGUCAUGCCCUGAAUAUGUCUAUCCAAGUAUAUAUUUAAACGUCAUGCAUCUGUCGAUCGAUUGAGCUGAUCAGCUUAAAUAGUUUACUUGGUAUAUGCAAUGUAAACACUUAUCAAUGGUUUAGAUAUGUUCUUUUUGCGCGUUGUUGAAUCUUUUUGAUGCAGUAAUAGUUGGUUAUGAUUAACUGUUCCAAAGCUGCAUGGGUCAAAAUAUUCCAUACAAUUGCAGUAACAAUGAGAUGUUCUGUUUGUUAAACUGUUCA